Botrytis byssoidea is the source of this 1605-nucleotide messenger RNA. RefSeq lists its product as uncharacterized. NCBI's taxonomy places the organism in Eukaryota, Fungi, Ascomycota, Leotiomycetes, Helotiales, Sclerotiniaceae. The coding region runs from base 1 to 1605 and encodes 534 amino acids. Gene Ontology annotation, molecular function: protein binding. The record is from RefSeq and is a predicted model, not a curated record. The transcript has a single exon.
AUGAUUGCAAUUAGUUCUAGGGCAAGUCCUAUACUUCUCUUUGAUUUGUUUAACGAAGUAAUGUGUGGUGAACAUGUUCGAGAUCGAGAGCUCAUGGAAAGUGUGGGUGGUACAUACUAUCACACAUCGGUCAUGGCUUUCAAUCCAAGUCCCGAAAUCAACUUACUAGUCGUCUCUUAUGGAGAUGGAGAGCUUGUUGUAUUUGACCCAAGAACAAAUGAGCUUAAGCAUCGUAUCCCAGAAGUUCAUGCCCAAACAUUAGCUUGCUCUCCCGAUGGCAGAACGUUGGCAACAGGCAGUCCUUUUGGUACAAUUCGGCUCUUUGAAUUUGACGGCACAGAAGAUGCAAAUCUAUCUUUGAUAUACCGAAUCAAUGCAUACGAUGAAGGGGUCCGAUCGCUGGUUUUCACUGGUGACGGCUUACGUUUUAUUGACAUUCGUGGUUCCCUUUGCAGAGUAUGGGAACUUGCUGCACUCGUUAGAAAACCAUUUAGUGACGGUAACAACAUCGACACAGGUGCGCCAGAAAGAGCGUUGGUUGAGACUGUGGGAAUGAUUGAAGGAAUUUUGAAGCCUGACAUAGCGGCAAUCGCAGUAGGUUCGAGUGGAGAAUGGGUUUUCUGUGGUAGACAGGAUGGCUCUGUUGCUGUCUAUAAUACGCAAGAUGGCCUCGAGAAUACACGUCUCCACCAACAUGCUACGAAUAUUUCAAUUACCAGAAUUGUGUGGGGAGAUGAUACUCGCAUACUAGCCACAGCGGAUGAGUCUGGUCGUAUGCUCAUACAAAGACUAGUGGAGUCUAGCAAUAUAUGGUCACUCUCCGAAACAAUUUUCGACUACCGCUUCCCUGAUGCUAUCACAGGGCUAUCGUUCAAUCCGGAGAACAAUAUCCUUCUCGUUACCACUGCCAGCUUCAGGUACAUUUGGACAAGCAAAAGUGGAGACAUUCAACAUCGUGUAUCCACUGGCCACAAUCUCGAGAAUUACAAGAUAAAUACUCACACCCAAAUAUCAGAUGCAUUCAUUGCCUUUUAUCCUAGUUGUGCCCGAAUAUUCGAAUGGGGAAGUUUGAAAGAAAUAUCAGACCCUGAUGGCAUCAAACUUGACUUCCCUGACGUAGCGUCAUUCCCAGUGACAAUAACCGAGUCGGUCGAAAGCCAACAUACCCUGGUUACACUGACGAAAAGUCGAUUCAAACAAACACUUUCUCAACUUCGAUGUUGGGACACGUCCACUAUUGACCGCCACUCGACAAAUAUAAAAGCAUUUCCUGGUCUUGAAUCUCUUGGUCCAUACAUCUACCACAUCAUUGGUUUGAGCGACAGAAAUUUGUUCUUCUUAGCAACUGAUCUUUGGGUCUGCAGUCUAAAUAUAGAAAAGUUCUGGUUGUCCCCGGAUGUGAAACGCCAUUUCUUCAUCCCGGCCGAUUGGAUUCAUCCUACGGACGAAAUGCAGUUUUACUUGUCAGCCAAGGAAGAAUUUAUCUUCGUAAAGAAAAAUGAGCUAGCGAUCAUCAAACGAGGGUUAGAUUCACCACAGAUAAUAAGGCCACUGCAAUUCCUACCUGGAAAGAAACUUUUCGGAGCUUGCUAUACUGGUAAUUAG